Messenger RNA from Drosophila ananassae, 1098 nucleotides. RefSeq names its product probable sodium/potassium-transporting ATPase subunit beta-3. Lineage: Eukaryota; Metazoa; Arthropoda; Insecta; Diptera; Drosophilidae. Gene Ontology annotation, cellular component: sodium:potassium-exchanging ATPase complex. The record is from RefSeq and is a predicted model, not a curated record. The coding region runs from base 59 to 1000 and encodes 313 amino acids. Gene Ontology annotation, molecular function: ATPase activator activity. Gene Ontology annotation, biological process: intracellular sodium ion homeostasis; sodium ion export across plasma membrane; potassium ion import across plasma membrane. The transcript has a single exon.
UAACGAAAAUAAACAAAACAACAUUCAUAAAACUUUCAAACAUUUUAUACAAACUCUCAUGCCUAACGACGCAAUAAUCUACUCGGGUCCUUAUGAAAUCAGACGACUGCGCCGCCGCCGCGAUCAACGGGUUCAGGAGUACAUUUUCCAGCGAUCCAAGCGGACCAGUAACCCACCGUUAAAUUGCACCAUGUGCCGUAUAACCAAGCUAGUACUAUACCUAAUAGUGUUUUUUGUGGUUCUGGGACUUUUCACCGCCGGAAUGGCGUUCCUGGUUAUUCAUUUCCGCGUACCCGCGGAAAAGCCAGGGGAGCGGAAAAUGCCUGGACUAUGCACGGCACCCGGCUACUUUGUGGGCGAUGUGAAGCACAUCCUUUGGAGCGCGUCCCGGUCCAAGGAGCUGGGUGCUUUCCGACGCCAAAUGUCCCGCUUAGUAAAGCCCUUCGGAAUGGAUGGCGACACCCGAAUGCUUCCCUGCAACCUGGACGACAGCUGGGGAUAUACUUCCGGCAAACCCUGCAUCCUGAUGAAGCUCACCCAGGCCCUGGACUUCGAGGCAGUGACCUACAACGACGGAAUAACCCUGCCGGAUGAAGCUCCGGAUGAGCUAUACGACUACAUAGUGCAACUGGCCACCGAGAACAGACUGAACCGCAUCUGGGUGGCUUGUGAAGUGACGGCUCCGGAGAACCUAACCGUUAGUAUUGACUAUGUACCCUUUCGGUACUUCGACGCAGAUGCCCUCUUCACUCGGGGCAAUGUCUUCCUCAAUGUCUCCUCGGAAAACGAAAGCGGCGAAAUUAUGGAGAAUCCGGGACUCAGACGCCUGAUCGGAGUUCAGUUUACGAACCUACCCAACAACCUUGACAUCUUCAUACGCUGCCAGGUGUGGGCCAAGAACAUCCCGCUAGAUGUGGGCUCCGCCAAGUUUAUGAUGCAUGUCACUGCUCCGGUGUCAGCCACCACAGAAUCGGACUACUUGGACGGCCUGGAGUCGUGAGCUUGGCACCCUGGUCCUAAGGUUUCUAUAAGUGUAUUCUAUGAGAUAAUCAUUUAAAUAUAUUUACUUAAAAUAUAUAAUAAAAAUAAUAAUUUUUA